AGGGUGGGCAGGGCAUUUCCCCCAGGGCCAAGCCGGAGAGCUUGCCCCGCCACUGGGUGGGGAUCUGAGCCCCCCUGCAUGCAGCCAGGCCUCUCUGGAGUCACCGUGAUGCACAGCUGGUUCAGCUCAGGCGUGUUCCAGCACGCCCUGGAGGAGCCUGGCCUGGAACCCCAGGCCCCUGGCAGCAUGGGAGAGGCAGGCAGUACACAGAGAUUUCUACGCAUGCAGGUGGGGUCAGCCAUCAUCUCCUCUGAGGUGUGGGACAUAACCGGGGACGUCAACACAGCUGUGACCUUUCACCUGCAACACCAGGCCCAGGCCUUCCCUCAGAAGCUGGUGGAGCCUGUCUGUGCCUUCUGGAACUUCAGCAGCAGUCCAGACACAGGGGGCUCCUGGGCCACUACUGGCUGCUCCGUGGCUGCCUUGCACCAGGACUCCACCACCUGCUUCCACAACCACAGCACCAACUUUGCUGUCCUGCUGCAGAGAGAUCCUGAGGAGGAGUCAUUGCUGAGGAUGCUGUCAUUUGUGGGUUGUGGUGUGUCCUUCUGUGUCCUUGCCACCACCUUCUUGCUCUUCCUGGCAGCUGGGUGAGGCAAGCUGGGUCCAGCCUGCCCUGUGGGCCUCUGCGUCCCUCCUUGGGGCAGUUCGAUCCUUGAUCCCAGCAGACCCUCCAGGCUGUGGGUCCCCUGUGGAGCUGCCAUCCCUGCCUUCACUGGCCUGUCCACAGGGACC
Messenger RNA from Manis javanica (Malayan pangolin), 735 nucleotides. NCBI's taxonomy places the organism in Eukaryota, Metazoa, Chordata, Mammalia, Pholidota, Manidae. The record is from RefSeq and is a predicted model, not a curated record.